CCCACAGCCAUCCUCAUCCGAGAGAGGGCAGGUUCCCGGGACGCAUCGCCCGCCCUCGGCCGGGCCUGCCAGGAGACUGGUUUCCGGCGGGCAGAGCGCGCGAUGCCGUGGAAGUCGGCGUUGGUGCCGGCAACCCCGAAGGCCUCGGCUCUCUCCCACUUGGCCAAGCAGUCGUGGGGGGCUCUCCGCCGUCGCCCCGUAAGCCCGGAGCCCUCAUGUUCCCGCUGUUCCUGGGCACAGAGAAAUGGGAAUCCCGCUUUGCACCCCCUCUGGAAGGGCCCGGCCUCCGUGCCGGGGGGCAGCCGGCAGUCCCCCAUCAACAUCCAGCGGAGGGACAGCAUCUAUGACCCCCUGCUGAGGCCACUGCGGGUUUCCUACGACGCGACGUCCUGCCUGCAUGUCUGGAACACCGGCUACCUCCUCCAGGUGGAAUUCGAUGAUUCCACCGAGGGCUCAGGCAUCAGCGGUGGGCCCUUGGAAAACCACUACAGACUAAAGCAGUUCCACUUCCACUGGGGAGCGGAGAACGAGUGGGGCUCGGAGCACAUGGUGGACAGCCACGUGUACCCGGCAGAGCUGCACUUAGUUCACUGGAAUUCUGUGAAAUACCCAGAUUACAAAGCAGCAGCGAUGGGAGAAAACGGUCUGGCUGUGAUCGGCGUGUUUUUACAGCUGGGGACGCAUCACGAGGCGCUGCAGAGGCUGGUGGACGUCCUGCCGGAAAUAAGGCAUAAGUCCCACAGGGUGCGCGGGUGGCCGUGGGCCCCUUCCAGCCCUCGGGCCUGCUGCCCUCCUGCGCGGACUACUGGACAUACGGCGGCUCGCUCACCACGCCCCCGCUGGCCGAGUCCGUCACCUGGAUCCUGCAGAAGGAGCCUGUCCAGGUGGCUCGGAGACAGCUGGCGGCCUUCCGGACCCUCCUGUCCUCCGCACUUGGCGAGGAAGAGAAGACGAUGCAGAACAACUACCGCCCACUUCAGCCCCUGAUGGACCGCAGAGUCCGUUCCUCCUUCCAGGCCAGCGAGGAGGGCACAAGGCCCUGAAGCCGCUGUCUGCAAGCGAGCGGGAGACACUUCUACAGAGAGACGCACGGUCUGCUUAGCACAAGGUCGGAAACUGAAAAGAGAGAAAGGGCCCGUCAUUUCAGUCAACAUGCUUCACAACUGCAAAUAAAAGAAAAGCUUCAAAGGA
Molecule: messenger RNA, 1191 nt
Organism: Choloepus didactylus (southern two-toed sloth)
Lineage: Eukaryota; Metazoa; Chordata; Mammalia; Pilosa; Megalonychidae
Gene: CA5A
Product: carbonic anhydrase 5A
Exons: 7
Coding region: 103-987 (294 amino acids)
Cellular component (GO): cytoplasm; mitochondrion
Molecular function (GO): carbonate dehydratase activity; zinc ion binding
Source: RefSeq, a predicted model, not a curated record